AUGCUGUGGGUGGGGCAGCAGCGACGCCCACGUGAAGGAAGGUGCCCCAGCCUGGCCGACGGCAGGGACCGGCACCAGCCACUUCGGGAGCAGAGCCGGGCCCCGGUCCGCAUGGGGCCCCGGCCCACGCUGCCCGCUCCAGCCGUGCCCUGCACCCCUGUGAGCACCGUGGCUGCCCCGGGCGCAGCCUGGCUCCUGUGUCACAGGGUGCGGUGCCUGAGCUGGGCUCUCAGAAAGGGCGGCCUCCCAGUUAGCACCGCUCGCCCGUCAGGGUCCCUGCGGCCCCCUGUCCUCCAGCACGUGAGUGGGGGCAGGAAGGGUCAGAGAAGCCCCGGUCCUGAGAGGAACCCUCACGGUCACUCCCGCCAUGGGCAGGGAGGCGGGGUCCUGGAUGCAGGCACGUUGGUGAGGCCCCAUGCCGGGGCCACUCUGCAGAAGGACAGGAGCAGGGGGAAGGGCAGCGGGGCUCUGGGGCCAGAGGGGAGCCGUGCUGCUGGGGAGGUGGGGCCCCGCGCCCAGAGGAGAGGGCGGGAAGGCCUGCUGCUCAGCCACGCACUGGGCGGCCACACGGCCUCGGUGGCGCUGGGCCAGAGCACGGCAAGGUGGCGGCCCUCUCCCACGCGACGGCCGUGCCCUGCUGGAGGCCGGAGAGCGCCCCUCGGUGCAGAAGAGCCCCACUUCCCAGGGUGUCCGGCCCACAAACAAUCCUUCUCCAUCACAGAGACGUCUUCCCCAGAACGUGAGGACGUCUGCCCGGGCCGGGACCCGCUCCCACCCCCAGUGUCCAGCGUCCUGUCUCCAGCUGCCCCAUCGGCGCCACUGGCUUCUCGACGGCUGAGUCCUCGGAAGGAGAUUGUCCGGCUCUUCCUCCAAGGCACCUGA
Molecule: messenger RNA, 882 nt
Organism: Orycteropus afer afer
Lineage: Eukaryota; Metazoa; Chordata; Mammalia; Tubulidentata; Orycteropodidae
Source: RefSeq, a predicted model, not a curated record